AUGGAAGCUGGUAACGUGGUCGAAGCCGGAGAAGCCGCAACUCACAUCCUUAGCACCAACUGGAUUGUGGUGAAGACUGUCUUCAAGCAUUUGAGUUAUAUCCAGUUAUGCAGGAUGAGGAAGGUAUGCAGACUGUGGGAGGGCCUUGCAGAAGCCGAGCAGAAGAAGAGGAAUCGUAUCUUCUGGGUUCUUCACCAAACUCACAGUGAAGUUGGACGAGCCGCUGCUUGGUAUUCGUCAACGACGCAAGAGGAGGUAGACGGGCUGAUCGAGACCGCACCUAGCAAGCCUGCCAUCAUCAUUCACUUCACUACUACGCGUAGCUCUAGGCACGACACAUUCAUUUAUGAGUCCCCGGAUGAGGAUCAAGAGACUGAGGCCGCUCCCCACAGGAUGAGUCCUGUGGCAGCAUGCCUUGCAGCCUACCUGCCAGCUGGAGCCUCCAUCACUAGCUGUAGUUCGGGAUUCAUCGUGGGCACACCACGAGCGGGCGGGUCACCGGACGUGGUGGUCAGAAGAGACGCCAGCAGCGUCGUCUUCAUUCCACAAAGGCCUGGUGUCUCUAUGCGGAGGUUUUCGGCCACGCUAGAAGAAUCUCUGGUGAACCCUCACGCAGUAGGCUUCAACGACGACGGAGUUACGAAGGUUAAGGCCGUGGUGCUGUUCGUCGAGGAAAGCGCCAGCGAUGCCAGCAACUUCUGGGAGUGCAUCCAGUUCCAGGGCAAGGAGUGGGCGUCUGGCGUGGCUGUAGCGGGGACUAUAGUUAAUGACGUCGGCACGGCCAGGUAUCCGAGACCUAGUUUCAUCGCUGGAAUCGCAUUCGGUGGCGAGAACCUCAUAGCCACGUCGGUCGUCGUGUCUUCCUACGACGGUGAAGUGAUCCGAAAGCAGAUUGGGCGUUUAGGACCCGUGGACCGUCCUCGUGGUACCCAGCGCAUUGCUUUCCUCUUCUCGGCCUUGGGACGUGCAGCCCAGAUAGGCUGUAUGAUCGAGACGCACGCCUUCCAUUCCGUGUACCCGGACGUACCCUUAUUCGGUGUACCCAGCCCAUGGGUCAUCGGCAUCGACAGCCAACGCUCCCCUGAACGAGAGGACAUUUUUAACGACUAUUGGCUGCAUGUGUCGUCAAGUUUACUAGUCAUGUUGACCUUUCGAUAA
This is a messenger RNA of Ornithodoros turicata, 1158 nucleotides long. RefSeq lists its product as uncharacterized. The transcript is spliced from 4 exons. The record is from RefSeq and is a predicted model, not a curated record. Bases 1 to 1158 code for a protein of 385 amino acids. Gene Ontology annotation, biological process: protein polyubiquitination; positive regulation of proteasomal ubiquitin-dependent protein catabolic process. Gene Ontology annotation, molecular function: protein binding. Lineage: Eukaryota; Metazoa; Arthropoda; Arachnida; Ixodida; Argasidae.